UUGCUCUCCUACACAGUGUCCACCAACAAUACCCCUUCUCGCUGCUUUCACCCGCUUCUGAAACUCCACCACGGAACUCACGUCCCCCCUCGUGAAUUGAACUCCCCAGCUAACCGCCCUCCCAUAGCCCUGCCCCAUCCUUCCCACCAAGACCGCCCUCCCGCCCAAGCCAACCUGCACCUGCGAACCCAUGGCCUGCCUCCAAUCCUGGCCCGACUCGUGCUACUGCGAAAACGGCAUCAAGCAGAGCUGCUACGAGAAGUGCGGCGGGCCCAAGCCCUCUCUAGCCGUAAGCCAAACCCUCCUUCAUCCAGAAUCCGUAUUCCAGUGUAGCUAACCAUAACUCCCACAACAGGUCUGCCCUCCGCGCGACUACGCCGAAGUCAUCACUCCCAGGAGCACCCCGACACCCAAGCCAAAGCCAUCCUGUCCCUGCAAGCCUCGAGCCUGCCCCAUGAUCUACCCACAAGGCUGCUACUGCAUGAACGACGAGAAGCUGCGCUGCUGGGAGCAAUGCGGCGGGCCCAAGCCCACUCUAGCCUCCUGCCCACCCAUCUCACCCCCGCAAACCCUCUCAACCCUUACAACCACCAAACAGCCCCCCACCCCCACCCCAACAAACCCCAUCUGCGGCGGCGGCCGCGCAGGCUACCACGAAUGCCCCUCGGGCCUCACGUGCAUCAAGGACCCGCGCGACCCGGGCUGCGGCCCCGCCUGCGACGGCCUCGGCAUCUGCGUCGAGGACAAGAUGUGUGGCGGUUUCGCGGGCUUGCCCUGUAACGAUGGCAGGAAGGUGUGCAUGGAUGAUCCGAGGGAUGGUUGCGAUCCCCAGAAGGGUGGGGCGGAUUGCGGUGGCGUGUGUGUGUUUCCUGAUAAGGGGCCUUAUGGGGAGUGGUGAGAGGAAAAAAAAGGGAAGGGGGAUGGAGGUUUGAGUGGAUGAUAGGGGGGAAUUGUUUCUUUGAUUUGAUUGGGGAAAAUGGGUGGACGUUCUUUGCUUUGGAG
This is a messenger RNA of Westerdykella ornata, 1002 nucleotides long. RefSeq lists its product as uncharacterized. Bases 455 to 898 code for a protein of 147 amino acids. The transcript is spliced from 2 exons. NCBI's taxonomy places the organism in Eukaryota, Fungi, Ascomycota, Dothideomycetes, Pleosporales, Sporormiaceae. The record is from RefSeq and is a predicted model, not a curated record.